Molecule: messenger RNA, 2127 nt
Organism: Oryza brachyantha (malo sina)
Lineage: Eukaryota; Viridiplantae; Streptophyta; Magnoliopsida; Poales; Poaceae
Product: glucose-6-phosphate isomerase, cytosolic B
Exons: 24
Coding region: 154-1857 (567 amino acids)
Biological process (GO): gluconeogenesis; glucose 6-phosphate metabolic process; glycolytic process
Cellular component (GO): cytosol
Molecular function (GO): carbohydrate derivative binding; monosaccharide binding; glucose-6-phosphate isomerase activity
Source: RefSeq, a predicted model, not a curated record
CCCACUAUUUUCAGCCCACGGAGACGGAACACACGGCAGAAGAAACCAAAUCGAUAAUCAGAAAUAAAAAUAAUAAUAGGCGGAGAAGCGAAGCGCGGAUCCGCUUCCUCGUCCACUGAUCAAUCGCCUCGUCGCGCCCCCGCGGUAGGAGCCAUGGCGUCGUCGGCGCUCAUCUGCGACACCGAGCAGUGGAGGGGCCUCCAGGCGCACGUUGGGGCGAUUCAGAAAACGCACCUGCGCGAUCUGAUGCAUGAUGCUGAGCGCUGCACAGCAAUGACAGCUGAGUAUGAAGGCAUAUUUCUGGAUUACUCGAGGCAGCGUGCGACUGUUGAGACCAUGGAUAAGCUGUUCAAAUUGGCUGAGGCUGCAAACCUCAAGGAGAAGAUCGAGAAGAUGUUCAGAGGUGACAAGAUAAAUAGCACAGAGAACAGAUCUGUGCUUCAUGUAGCUCUAAGAGCUCCAAGAGAUGAAGUAAUAAAAAGUGAUGGGGUCAAUGUGGUUCCUGAAGUUUGGGGUGUAAAAGAUAAAAUCAAGCAGUUUUCAGAAACUUUUAGGAGCGGAUCAUGGGUUGGGGUAACCGGUAAAGCAUUGACAAAUGUUGUGUCGGUUGGUAUAGGUGGUAGCUUUCUUGGUCCUUUGUUUGUACAUGCUGCCCUCCAGACAGAUCCAGAAGCUGCAGAGUCUGCCAAAGGGCGACAGUUAAGAUUUCUUGCAAAUGUCGACCCUGUUGAUGUUGCACGAAGCAUCAAGGAUCUAGAUCCUGAAACAACACUUGUUGUGGUUGUCUCAAAGACCUUCACAACAGCUGAAACAAUGUUAAAUGCUCGAACUCUCAAGGAGUGGAUCGUCUCUUCUCUUGGACCUGAUGCUGUUGCGAAACAUAUGAUUGCUGUCAGUACUAAUCUUGAGCUUGUAGAGAAAUUUGGAAUUGACCCUAAAAAUGCUUUUGCAUUUUGGGACUGGGUUGGCGGCCGCUAUAGUGUUUGCAGUGCUGUUGGUGUCCUGCCCUUAUCUCUUCAAUAUGGCUUUCCGAUUGUUCAGAAAUUUUUGGAGGGUGCAGCCAGCAUUGACAAACACUUCCGUACAUCUGCAUUUGAGAAAAAUAUACCUGUACUCCUUGGUUUGCUGAGUGUGUGGAAUGUCUCAUUUCUCGGAUAUCCAGCUAGAGCAAUAUUACCCUACUCCCAAGCACUUGAGAAACUUGCACCGCAUAUUCAGCAGCUUAGCAUGGAGAGUAAUGGAAAGGGUGUCUCCAUUGAUGGUGUUCAACUGUCCUUUGAGACUGGUGAAAUUGAUUUUGGUGAACCUGGAACCAAUGGGCAACACAGCUUCUAUCAAUUAAUCCAUCAGGGAAGAGUUAUUCCUUGUGAUUUUAUUGGUGUCGUGAAAAGCCAGCAACCUGUUUACUUGAAAGGGGAAAUUGUGAGCAAUCAUGACGAAUUGAUGUCCAAUUUCUUUGCUCAGCCUGAUGCACUUGCCUAUGGAAAGACUCCUGAGCAACUGCACAGUGAGAAAGUACCUGAACAUCUUAUCCCUCAUAAGACUUUUCAGGGCAACCGACCAUCACUUAGUAUAUUGCUGCCCUCACUAUCUGCUUAUGAGAUUGGACAGCUUUUAGCCAUAUACGAGCACCGGAUAGCGGUUCAGGGUUUCCUAUGGGGAAUUAACUCAUUUGAUCAGUGGGGAGUGGAACUGGGCAAGUCUCUGGCUUCUCAAGUGAGAAAAUCUCUGCAUGCAUCCCGCGUGGAAGGAAAGCCUGUGCAGGGGUUCAACAGCAGCACUGCAAGUUUGCUGACACGAUAUCUUGCUGUUGAGCCAUCCAUUCCUUUCAACACUACAACGCUGCCGAAAGUAUAAUCAACAAUACAACGCUGCGUAUUCUGAUAUGUUUGGCAAGCUAGUUUCUUGAUUUAAACAAGGUUAAUAAGUUUUGAGUUCUUUUUUGAGUUGUUACAGACUUACAGGCUUACGGCCAGUUUACAGUGCUUCUGUGGUUUCCUUGUGUUUCUUUACUCCCAACAGAACAAAAAGGUAAAAAGCAAGGAAACUAUUGUGGAAUAAAUUAAGUUGUGUCAGCAGAAGAAAUUAUCAUUAAAUAAAUACGGAGUAUUUGGCUUGAACUUUGAA